UGAGGUUGGGCUCGGGCAAGGCCGGGGCGCCGGCCCAAUGCGAGGGCCAUGGUUGCUGGAGCAGCGCUUGGCUCAGGCUGAUGAUCUCAUGGCCCCCGCGGACACCUCACCACGCCCAACUCGACACCUCCUCAGCCACCAUGGACAAGUUCAAGAGUGUGGCUAAGAACGGCUGGCACCCAGAGAAGGACAAGACGGAUAGCGGCAGCAGUGGCGGCGGCGGACAGAGCGAUUCCAAGUUUGGACAAGUGAAAGGCUGGGUGGGCAAGGCCCAGGGCAAGGAUGCGCACGCUGAAGCCGCCCGCCAGCACCAAUCCACACCCUUGUCGACGCUGAAGGACCCGGCAUCGUUUGCUCCGCCGCCAAAGCGACUGGAUUACCAUGGAGGCGCCUCAGCAGCGAGCGGGGCACGGCAGAGGAUGCAGCAGCGAGAAGAGGAGCGGAGACAGGCAGAAGAGGAGGCCAGCAGGCCGCCCCCAGGGCCAUACAGGCCCGACACGACCGGACUAAGCACCGCACAUCUUCCGAAGCCCCCUGCCUUCCAGCAGCCAGGCACCGCUUCACCACAAGCUUCGGCCCCCGCGACGAAACCGAAGCCGAGUCUCCCUCCGCGCCUGCCUCCGCGCCAGACGUUAUAUCCGGACGAGUUUGCGCCCGCUCCGCCGCCCACGUACACUGAGGCUACGCAGCAGGCGGCGCCGGCCCAAGGGGUGCUGAACCCAGCUGCCCUGGGCCGUCUGGGACAGGCGGGCGUGUCGGUCGCAGGCCUGGGCAUCGGUCGGACGGCCUCUCCUCCAGUGCCGCCCCGCGCGAACCCAUCACCACCGGUACCACGACGCGCGAAUCCCUCACCACCGGUUCCGCCCCGGCUGAACUCGAGCGCGAGCGUCGAUACCCAGAAUGCACCCUCACGCCACGCAUCGCCCAUGAACGAGCUGCAGAACCGGUUUGCGAAGAUGACGGGGCCCAAGCCGGCGGCCGAGGCACCUGCGACGGGCACAUCGUGGGCAGAUAAGCAGGCAGCGCUGCGUACUGCGGGCAACCUGCGCAACGACCCGUCCAAGGUGUCGGCCUCGGACCUGAAGGGGGCGGCGUCGACGGCGAGCAACUUCCAGCAGCGGCACGGCGACCAGGUCGCGUCUGGGUGGAAGUCGGCCAAUUCGCUCAACCAAAAGUACGGAAUCGCAGGGAAGCUCAACAGUUUUGCGUCAUCGUCAAGCGCCUCUCCUGCCCCUCCCUCACCAGGGCCGCCGGAGGCAGCUGGCAACCAGGCAGGAGGAGGAGGGCUGGGGAAGAGGGCGCCUCCACCGCCGCCGCCGAAAAAGAAGGGAUUGAGCGAGGGAGCAGGCGAGCCGCCGCCGAUUCCUCUGAGCAGCAAGCCCAAGUUCUAGGGUUUGUGUAUGUAGCAUGUAUGUGCUGGGCUUGUUGUAGUCGACAGCGUCUGGCCCCGCUACACCUACUAUGUACAUGCAGCCAUGUACACCUACUACCUACUCCAUACAAGCGUCC
This is a messenger RNA of Exserohilum turcica Et28A, 1509 nucleotides long. RefSeq lists its product as uncharacterized. Bases 141 to 1391 code for a protein of 416 amino acids. The transcript is spliced from 2 exons. Gene Ontology annotation, biological process: barbed-end actin filament capping. NCBI's taxonomy places the organism in Eukaryota, Fungi, Ascomycota, Dothideomycetes, Pleosporales, Pleosporaceae. Gene Ontology annotation, cellular component: actin cortical patch. The record is from RefSeq and is a predicted model, not a curated record.